GUAACAUAUCAUACAGAUAAACACACAACUCUUAAACAUACUCUAUUCCAACAUGUCUCCAAUUACCAACAAUCAAGCAGCAUGGAUUCCCACAGCGAAAGGUCAAGUAAAAGUCGGGCCAGGGCCAGUACCUAGCCCCAAAGACAACGAAGUAGUCAUCGAAGUAGCCUAUGCAGCUGUCAACCCAGUCGACUGGAAGCUGCAAGACAUGGCCUUUCACAACUUGACCUAUCCCUGGAUCUUCGGUAUCGACGUCUCUGGAACCAUUGUCCAACUUGGAUCCGGUGUAAGCCGUUUUCAGAUUGGACAGCGGGUUAUGGGUCUAUGCGAUGGGAUGAUCACAGGAGUCGUCCAAAAGACCGCAUUCCAACGCUACGCUACUUGUAGCGAGAUUUUCGUUUCUGCGGUUCCGGAUGAUAUUCCAUUGGCAAAUGCAGCAGUCCUUCCUCUUGCUACCUCCACCGCUGCUACGGGACUUUUCAAAAUCUUGGGAAUGCCACUCCCGGUGCUGGACCCAAAGCCGGCGGGAAAGACGAUUUUGAUCUGGGGUGGAAGUUCGAGUUGUGGUGCAUCAGCUAUUCAAUUGGCUAAAGCAGCUGGCUACACUGUUGCCACUACCGCUGGUACCCAAAACCACGACUUCGUCAAAAGUCUCGGCGCAACCCAUGUUUUUGAUCAUAAAUCACCUACCGUCAUGCAAGACAUCCUUAAACUUCUUCAAACUGGUGAUGCCGUAUUCGACUGCAUCGCUGAAGCUACCACACAACAAGCUUGUGCCGAAAUUGCCGAUAAAGUUGGCCUCAGUAAAUUUGCUAGUUUGUUACCUCCGGAAUCAACUGAGUAUAAUUCUGAGCCUAUUUGGGUGAAUGGUUUUGAUAUAGGACUUGUAGAUCUCGAUAUUGGGGACGCAGUAUUUCGCAAAUACGUGCCGGAGGCAUUGGCCAAGGGAAAGUACUUGCCCAAGCCAGACCCAGAAGUUCUUAGAGGCGGAUUGGAGAGAGUGCAGGAUGGGUUGAAUCUUCUUAGGAAGGGUGUAUCGGCAAAGAAAGUUGUUAUAGAAAUUGCGAAGGAGGCAUGAUGCUUGGAUACUUCAUUCUUGAGUUUACCGAGCAGUUUA
Molecule: messenger RNA, 1117 nt
Organism: Botrytis cinerea B05.10
Lineage: Eukaryota; Fungi; Ascomycota; Leotiomycetes; Helotiales; Sclerotiniaceae
Exons: 4
Coding region: 53-1078 (341 amino acids)
Molecular function (GO): oxidoreductase activity, acting on NAD(P)H
Source: RefSeq, a predicted model, not a curated record